Messenger RNA from Anopheles aquasalis, 728 nucleotides. RefSeq names its product N-alpha-acetyltransferase 20 A (gene Naa20A). The record is from RefSeq and is a predicted model, not a curated record. Gene Ontology annotation, molecular function: protein-N-terminal amino-acid acetyltransferase activity. Gene Ontology annotation, biological process: N-terminal peptidyl-methionine acetylation. Gene Ontology annotation, cellular component: NatB complex. NCBI's taxonomy places the organism in Eukaryota, Metazoa, Arthropoda, Insecta, Diptera, Culicidae.
ACAGGGUGCCCACUUGUGGCCGCACGACCGGGGAUUUCUUUUUGCGAGACACAAAUUUAUCUAUUUAUUGCUUCCGGAUUGCCGGAUUACUGCCCGGGGAAAAGCAACCAUCAACGUAAAUCAUGACCACUCUACGACCCUUCACCUGUAACGACAUGUUCCGGUUCAAUAAAGUCAACCUGGAUCCCCUGACCGAAACGUACUGCCUCUCGUUCUACAUGCAGUACCUAGCGCACUGGCCGGAGUACUUCCAGGUGGCCGAAUCACCGACCGGCGAAAUCAUGGGCUACAUCAUGGGAAAAGCAGAAGGGCAAGGAGAAUACUGGCAUGGCCACGUAACGGCACUAACAGUUUCACCCGAUUACCGAAGGCUAGGAUUGGCCGCCACACUGAUGAGCUUCCUGGAGGAUGUUAGCGAGAAAAAACGCUGCUAUUUCGUGGAUCUGUUCGUCCGAGUGAGCAAUAAGGUGGCCAUCGAUAUGUACACUAAGCUCGGGUACAUCGUGUACCGCACGGUGCUCGAGUACUAUGUCGGCGAUCCGGAUGAAGAUGCGUACGAUAUGCGAAAGGCAUGCUCACGCGACGUGCACCGGAAAUCGGUGAUACCGCUCGAACAUCCGGUAAGGCCCGAGGAGGUAGAUACCUAGCAUUGAUCUGGCGUUGACGAACUCGGAGACUAAUAAGUUGAAAUGCAGUGUCGUUAGUAAAAUGUGUUUAUUUAAUCUUUA